Messenger RNA from Myzus persicae (green peach aphid), 1049 nucleotides. RefSeq names its product zinc finger protein 134-like. Gene Ontology annotation, biological process: regulation of transcription by RNA polymerase II. The coding region runs from base 420 to 884 and encodes 154 amino acids. Gene Ontology annotation, molecular function: RNA polymerase II cis-regulatory region sequence-specific DNA binding; DNA-binding transcription factor activity. The transcript has 2 exons. The record is from RefSeq and is a predicted model, not a curated record. Lineage: Eukaryota; Metazoa; Arthropoda; Insecta; Hemiptera; Aphididae.
UGUUAUCAACAUAUUUAUAUCAAUACUAAACCCUGAAAUUCAUAUUGUAUAAAAUAAUGAGUGCCCACUACUUGUGCAUCUAUUGACAAUAUUGAUAUCAAUCAUUAUUAUUAGUUAUUCAAUCAAUAACUAUGUUAGCAACUCCUAGUAGUUGGCUAAGUACCUAAAAUAUCCUAAUGCAAUUAUUCAUUGAAGAAACAUAAAUCAAUUGGAAAACAUAGUUUGAUACCAUGAAGUGCUGUGAAAGUUUCGUGUAUAUCAUAGAACCGAGACAAAUUAUAUUCAGGUAUGUCAAAGUUGUAAAAUUAAUAACGGCAGAGGAAAAAUAUAUUUUACUAUAAUAUUCAUGCGCAUGUGUAUGGUACUUAUAAUUAAAGACUAUAAGGUUGGCAACUACACAUUUUUAAGCAAGAACUUGAAUGUACUUUUUAUUUCAGUUUCAAAAUUGGAGUUUUAUGUACCCACAUGUAAUGCCUCCCCAGACUCUUUUAAACUCUGAACGCCAAACUCAAAUUCCAAUAGGAACUAUGCUGACCUUUUGUUGGAUGGGGCCCGAUGAAAGAUGGUUGUGCCCAAAAUGUGGCCGCAACUACAAACGGAAAGCCCAUUUAAGUUUCCACUUGGCCAAAGAGUGCGGGGUUGGGCCUCAAUAUAAUUGCUCGAAAUGUUUCAAAUUUUUCAAACGUAGUAGUCAUUUGAAGAGUCACCAACUAUCGUGCGGUGAUGUUUCACCUAAAUUUCAAUGCGACAUUUGUAAAAAGAAAUUCACACGCAAGGACAACAUGAAAACUCACAAAAACACUAUUCAUAGACUUUCCGAUCCUAAUAUACCAAAUGAAGUUUAUGCAUUUUAUAGCGAAUGGCAAAUUGGCGAUUCAGAUUAACACGUAGUUAAUUAUAUUUAUAAUAUGUUAACUGAAACAUAAAUCACUUGUUUAUAUAUCUUAUUAUGUAUGCUUAAAUACAUAUAAUAUUUGUUCAUUUAUAUUAAUGUUCAGAUAUAUCUUAUAUACAAUUAUAGAAUACAAUUUAAAACUGUACCUAAUACA